This is a messenger RNA of Drosophila persimilis, 3141 nucleotides long. RefSeq lists its product as uncharacterized. The record is from RefSeq and is a predicted model, not a curated record. The coding region runs from base 38 to 2983 and encodes 981 amino acids. NCBI's taxonomy places the organism in Eukaryota, Metazoa, Arthropoda, Insecta, Diptera, Drosophilidae. Gene Ontology annotation, cellular component: nucleus. Gene Ontology annotation, biological process: DNA damage response; positive regulation of protein phosphorylation; cell population proliferation. The transcript is spliced from 6 exons.
AUAGUCAGAAACAUAAUUAGUUUACAUAAAAAACAAAAUGCAAAAGCAAGAGGAGGUCCUAUCGCGCCUCAGGCAGAUCUUGGACAUAUUUCUGCGCGAUAACUUUUCCACAACCAACAAUGUUUACUUUGAGAAGCUUCUAACGCACAUAAAGGCUAAGGAGAAUGUGUAUGUGCUCCAGGCGCCGUUUAUCAUCGAUUGGGUCGACAAAUGCAUGACCAUGGUAAUGGAGGACUUUAACAAAAUCCAUCCGAAGGUGAUAUCGUUCAUGUUGAAUCUCACCAGCUACUUGGCGUCCAACGAGUGGAUGAUUGUGCGCCUCCGUGAACUGGAUAUUGUCGGCAGAACCAUUACAUUCCUGAAGUCGGGAGAUCUCCAGUUUAGUCCGUCAAUCAAACUCGGAGGAAUACGGCUGAUGAAGUCCGUGGCUUGCUUCAGUAUGGGUCUGGCAUUCAUGAAAAUCCAUCGCACGUGGACAUUGCUGAUUCAAUACUCGAAUAACGAUCACACGCUGUAUGUGGUGCGGGAGGCCAGACAGGUGCUCUACGAGAUUCUGUACAAGUCGUGCGACAAGCUGCACGACAAGGCUGUUACCCUGGAAAUACUGGCCGAGAUAAUGAAGCCCAUUCAUGAUAAUCUAUACAAGACCACUGAUCCCGAGGUGCAGGAACGCAUUCACAUCAAUGUGGAUGACAAUGAGCUGUUGCACAAGAUCUCGGCCACAUUGGAUCUGCUUUCGUACGUUCUGCAGCAGACGCUUGUGCACGAGGAGCGCACAAUGCUGAUCUCGCUGAUGAAGGAGUAUCACGACUUUGAAAUAACCAUUUGGAAACUUAUCGACAUGACGCACAAUCCGUACUUUAUGGAAAAGAUCUUCACCACACUGAGCAGCUACUACUUUGCCCUUCUGACGCACGAGAAGCUGCUCAAUCCGGACGUGACCGAGCCCCCCGAACAGUUCACCGACUUUGGCUUGUCCUUUUUUAAUCUCAUGAAAUUCUUCAUUACCCGAAGAGACGGCGUCGGUUUUGUGAAAAUGGCCGAACUGAAUCAUAUACUUUGGAAGAAGCUUGGCGCUCGUGCCCCCAAGGAGAUCAUCAUCCAGCAUGAACGAGUGUCGUUUGAGAAUCAGUUGAUCCUCUUCCAUAUGCUGCCGUUGCUGUUCUCCAUGAAAUAUGCCCAGAGGCAGGCGGACGAGGCUUCUCGCACUGAACUGUUUGACGCUUACGUUCUGAAAUUAAUGGAAAUGUCGUGUGAGCAGACCUUCCGUAUGUGCUACAGUAUGCGCGAUGCAUUCUUCACGCCCGAAGGUGUGGCGGGUGGUCUGUUCACGCCAGAGUUGGCCAACAAGUGCAUACACAGUAUACUCUCUCUGGAGCAUGUGCUGGACCGGGAGCAGGCCAUUACCGUGUGCCAGGCAUUGCUGUAUGUGCUCCGCGAGGUUGUGGCCCUGAGUGCCCUCGGCAAUUCGGGCCAGGAUGACUGUCACAGCGUUAGUAGCGCGGGUAGUGCUGGCAGCAUCUACCGUGAUCUUUAUCCCCGCGGCACGGAGUUGGUGGUGAAUGAUCCCAAAGUUCUGCAUUCCGUCAUGGUCGGCCUGCGUACGCUGAUCGAACGCUUCAAGAUCACGUGGAAGGAGUCGGUGGAGACGAUUGGCCUGGUCAAUUGUCUGGCAUUUGUGCUGGAGAACACCAACAUGGAUGCCAGAUGCACUGUCCAGGCGUUGAAGCUCGUGCAGCUGGCUGUGGAGCAUUUCCUGUCGCCGAACAUGGCUCUGCUGGUGGACAAUCUGCAGGGCUCUGCCUUGGUUUGCCUGGGUCCCAUUAUUGUCAAGCGUAUGCAUGAUACCACGUGGGAGGUGCGUGAUACCACGCUGGAGUUGACCACCUCCAUAGCCAGCAUUUCCCGUAUCAAGUUUCCCGCCUUUCAGCAGUUUCUGAUUGACGCAAAGAUACCUCCGAUUGUCUACGAAAUGGCCAAGAAUGAUUCAGAGAGCUAUGUGCGCGCCUCAGCCUUCAAAUGCCUGUCCCAGAUGGUGUCCAUCAAUCUGCUGUGGGAGAAUUGUCUCAGUCAACUUGAUCUUGUGGAUCAUCUACUGUAUGUGCUGUAUCGCGACAACGAUGAUCUGGUGCGUGCAGAGGCCGUAAACACUUUGAUGAAGAUCUACGAACAUCGCAAGAUCCACCAGAAGUACAAAAAUACACUCUUCUCCACCCUGAACUACUGCGUGGUCGGGGAUCAUCACUCAGAGGUGAAGCUAAAUGCUCUGGUUUUCUGGCGCAGGGAGUUUUUCCGCCAGUUCAGCAACCAGGGCAUGAUCGACGGAGUCUUUCCCACAGUGACCUUCUCCAAGGAGCAGAAGAAGAUUGUUACUCUGACGGAGAAGGAGAUUCAGACGAGCAUUGCAAAAGUGUUUGGGGAGGUGCAGCAAUAUGGUUACUUUGGCAUCAUCAUUAAGUGUCUGCGCGAAGAGGUUUCUGUGGAAGUGCUGGAAAUCAUUGUACGAGGCCUCAAAUUAAUGAACGAAAAGUUCGAGCGUUUCAAGGGCAUUAUGGAGGAGGUUGAGUUGAGGUCGCCACCCCCGAGUGACGAACAAUGUUCCUCGUUUACCUUUAAACCUCAGGAGCCAACGCCACACCCAUCAUCUGGACGUAGCUCCCCUAUGAACCCCAACAAAGCGGAUGAGAUUAUCGAGGGUAUAUUGAACUCGCAGGAUGCACAGCUGCUGGAGACGGCCUUUCAGACGCAAAUGCAAAUCAACGACGAGGAUGACGAGAAGCGGCACUUGGACGAGUUCUACUACAAACAGUUUGCUAUGCCUUAUCGAAAAUUCCUUGUGGAGCUGAAGACAAUUGACUUGGAUAAUUUGAUUAAACAGCAAGAGGAGCGGUUUGAAUGCAUUGAGAACUUUACAUCCCUGCUGGAUGAUAUUUUGUGUGCGAUAAAGCAUGAUGAUGCGAAUAUUAUUUCCGAUUGUUACUAACUUGCUGGUUAAGCUGCACUGUUAAGCGAGCUGGAAGUGUCUUUUCUGAAAUAGAAAUUAUUUUUUUAAAUAUAUUUUUGUAUGUCUACAUAUGAAAUGAGAUUUCAUUCCGAAGAAAGAUCGGAUAAUAAUAAAGCAAAGCACCGAUUAAAUUUAAA